UUUUUUUUAGCCCAGUCACUGCGCUGUCUAUUCCGCCUGUAUAUAAAAACAACCAGUCGCCCCCAUGUGAGGACUGCACACAUGCUUUUUGCUUUUAUAAUUUAUUACCAGCUGCUGUAGAGAAUAACGACAUUAUUUGCGUGCAGUUAACCGAGUCUAUUAGCUGUCAUUACAGCCUGUGUUACCCUUUUCUAUUUUUUCUACACAUUUCCUAAUUUCCCUUCAUCGCACGGCCUUCUUUUUUCUUUUUCUUUCUUUUUUUCUGAUCAUAUCAUUAGCACCAUCUCUCAUAUAUUUUAAUAUUUUUAAGGUUACUACUGGCGAUCAAAUCAAUAUUGUAUAUUUAUAUUAGCCACACUGCCUCCAUACAAAUAAGCACGCACGCGCAAUCACACGUUUUUUUCUUGUUUUUUGUCCGUUGUAUUUCUCACAUUUUUUUAUUUUUCACAAAAAUGGCAUCCACAACUAGCGUCGACAACAUCGACAUGGGCACAACAGUGUGGAUGAUUGCAUCCACAGCGCUCGUGUUUAUGAUGAUCCCGGGUCUCGGCUACUUUUACAGCGGCAUGGUCCGUAGCAAAAAUGCCCUGUCACUAGUGUUCAUGUGCAUGUUGGCGCUGGCUGUCGUCACAUUACAGUGGGUGAUCUGGGGCUACUCGCUCGCUCUUUCGGAGACAUCGACAAACCCUUUUAUUGGCAACCUCUCACACUGGUUGUUCUUGGAUGUCAACUAUAAACCGCACCCAAACGCACCAACAGUACCCGGAAUCGUGUUUGCCAUCUACCAGUGCAUGUUUGCUGCUUUGACACCAGGACUGGCGAUUGGCGGUGCAGCUGAGCGGAUUCGCGUGCUGCCGACUAUUGUCUAUACGUUCAUCUGGACGACGCUCGUGUACGACCCCAUUGCCUACUGGGUUUGGGCGCCCAACGGCUGGCUGUGCAAAAUGGGUGUGCUGGACUUUGCCGGCGGCUGCGCCGUUGAGAUAGCGUCAGGCUUUGCGGCACUGGCUUUUUACUUUGUGCUCGGCGAGCGCCGCGGAUUUGGCGAGGAGAAGUGGCACCCGCACAAUUAUCUCAACAUCAUUUUGGGCUUCGCUUUCCUCCUGUUUGGCUGGUUUGGAUUUAACGCUGGUGCUGCGUCGCUAGUGUCAGGACGUGCUGGCAUCGCCUUUAUGACCACCAUACUGGCCGGUGCUGUUGCCGGGUUGGUCUGGCUCGGUCUGGCCUUCCGUGUGGAGCACAAGUUUUCAAGCUUUCACUUUUGCUCGGGCGCUGUGGCCGGCAUGGUGUGCGUGACGCCCGCAGCCAGCUACGUGGCCACCUGGGCGGCCAUUCCCAUGGGCGUAAUCUCUGGCGUCUGCUGCUACUACGCUAUUGGCCUUGCCCUGCGUCUGGGUAUCGACGACUGCAUUGACGUAUUUGCCGUCCAUGGCAUUGGGGGUCUUCUUGGAGUUUUUCUGACCGGUGUUUUUGCUGACAAGAACAUCAUUGAGCUCGACGGCAUUCCAUCGGCCGGUGGCCUAAUCAACGGAAACGGCCGCCAGUUGUACAUUCAGCUGGCUGCCUUGAGCGUCUGCGCGGCCUGGUCCUUUACUGUCUCGUUUAUCGUGCUCAAGAUAAUGAACUACAUUCCUUUGUUCCGCUUCCGCGUCCACCCCGACGCCGAGGAACACGGACUGGACUUUACUGAGCUUGGCGAGGCUGGUUACAACUUUAUGCACGAGAUUGCUCAAAUGCACAGCGAGUCGCAGAGCCCCCGCUUGCAGGCGCGCAGCUUCCAAGAGUCCGACUCUAUCAAGCAUCCACACAAGGACAUGCCGCUGAUCAAAGAGUCUGUGUCGUCGGGUCUAUUGACUGCCACACCUUCUGUGAGGGCAAUCUGAAGUAGCAAGUUUGCUUACGCCUCAUUAUACACGUGCAUUGUACAUUUUCAUCUAUCGAUUUUAUACCUGUAAUUUUAAUUCAUUAUUUCAUACAUUCACACAAACAUACGUCCAUUUUUAA
This is a messenger RNA of Kickxella alabastrina, 2004 nucleotides long. RefSeq names its product ammonium transporter 1. The coding region runs from base 453 to 1883 and encodes 476 amino acids. Gene Ontology annotation, cellular component: plasma membrane. Gene Ontology annotation, molecular function: ammonium channel activity. The record is from RefSeq and is a predicted model, not a curated record. The transcript has a single exon. NCBI's taxonomy places the organism in Eukaryota, Fungi, Kickxellomycota, Kickxellomycetes, Kickxellales, Kickxellaceae. Gene Ontology annotation, biological process: ammonium transmembrane transport.